Molecule: messenger RNA, 6322 nt
Organism: Vicugna pacos (alpaca)
Lineage: Eukaryota; Metazoa; Chordata; Mammalia; Artiodactyla; Camelidae
Gene: TMEM72
Product: transmembrane protein 72
Source: RefSeq, a predicted model, not a curated record
CCAGACCAGGCCCUGGCUGCGCGGAGCAGUAGGGGCAUUCUUCCAAGGUAAUAAUUAAGCCAAGUGCCUGGCAAGCCAAGGAGGUGAGCCCUAUUCACACCUCGGCCAGGCUGAAGUGGCCUGGACUGGUUUGGGAAGGCAGGGCUCCAGAGCACGAGAGCCCGGAGCCGGAGGUCACAGCCUCCCACUGCAUACAGGCGACCUGGAGCAUCUCGGGCCCGAGCUCCUGCCCUGCUGGGACCCUGCCCUCGCCCCCCGCACCAUGAAGCUGCCGGUAUUCUGGACUGGGCUGGAAUACACCUGCCGGCUCCUGGGCAUCACCACCGCUGCAGUGUUGAUCGGCGUGGGCACUGAGACCUUCCUCCAGGGACAGUUCAAAAGCUUGGCUUUCUAUCUGCUGUUUACAGGAGCCGCCGUCUCCGUGAGCGAAGGGGCCUACUUUGUGGCUCAGCUGCUGGCCAUCUGCUUCCAGUGUCAGCCAGGGUCCCUGGCCCACAAAGCAAGGGAGAAGGCCCACUGGCUGGGCUGCUUCCAGAGGUUCCUGGCCUACAUGCUGCUGUCUGUGGCCUGCUUCCUCCACCCGGUCCUGGUCUGGCACGUGACCAUCCCAGGCUCUAUGCUCAUCAUCACUGGCCUGGCCUACUUCCUGCUGAGCAAACGGAAAAAGAACAAAUCUGCCCCCGAAGCGCUGGCCCCCCCGGAGCAAUACACAGACCCCUCCGGCAGUGCUGUGAGCACCACUCGCUCUGGGGACACAGAGCAGACCUACACCUUCCACGGGGCCCUCAGGGAGGGGCCCGGCUCCCUCUUCACCCACAUGAAGAGCAUCCUGAAGCGGACCAAGAAGCCCAGCACCCUCCCGCGUCCAGAUGCCCUGACGGAGCUGAUGUUGGAGCCCGCUGACUCACUGGCCAAGAAGAAGCAGGUGCACUUUGAAGACAGUGUGGUCAGAAUCAUCCCAGCUCUAGCCGAGGGCCUGGACAAUGGGGACAGCGAACCAGAGGAGACCACCUCUGACACCACCCCCAUCAUCCCUCCCCCCGAGGCCCCCCUCUUCCUCUCUUCCCUCACGAGCACCGGCCUCUUCUGAGCAGCUUGUUCCAGGCUGAGGGGUCCUCAGCAAAGUGUCUGCAGAGACAGAUGGCAGCCCUGCCUGGAAUUUCCUGAUGUCAAAGGGCCCCCCAGGGAGCUCAGGGUCUUCACAGGUCAGCUGUUCAAAGGGUGACCUGACAUCCCUGCGGUGGCUGGGCCUCUGGGGCCAUCGAGUGGCAUGACAGAUCCUUUGGAGACCUUGAGGGCAGCACAGAUGACGCUCAUGCUGCCUCGAGCCCACACAGGUUUGUCCCUUCUGGACAUCGAGUGGAGAAAUCCUUGUGUUUUCCCCCAAAGAGAGCAUAGCACAAGGCUGCCUCAGCCCAGGAGAAGCCAGAGGUCUUCUCUUGCUCCUGACACAGGGCCUAGCACUCACAAGGACUCAUGGCCCAGCUCAUCUUGAUGUGACAUUUCACCUCUGAAGGCCCAGAGAUGCUUCGGCCACUUACGUAUCACAAACGCAGGUGUCGACGGUGCCCGUGGGUCCGGAACUCCAACCAACUGAGAUUGUUGAGGAUGAGGAGUGGGGAGGGAAGGCAGGGCUGCAAGCCCUCGGGGUAGGAGCAGCCCCAAGCCGGGGGCAGCAUUCUCUGCGUGCUCUAGGGCUGGCGCCUGGCAAUAGGAGUCACAGGGCGACUCGGGGAAACAAUGCUGCUCUGUGCUUGCUACUGGGAAAGCCAGGCCAGAUAAAUGAUGUUCAUUCCAGAAGCAUCUCUGAGGGCCCCCUGCAUCCCCACCACAUGGGCUCUCAAGAUUCCAAGUAGAUGAUGUAAACUAGAGAUACUGAAAGCCGGUGACAGUCUGGCAGUGCAGGCCAGCACACAGGACAAGGCGCCUGCUGUGAGCAGGGACCACAGAGGCGGCAACCUGGAAACUCACGUAGCGCGGAGAAGGGCCUCUGCCACGCUUCGGUGACUGGUAGCAGAAUAGGUGAUAAAUGUGUCUGUUCAAGAUGGGAGCGAAGGAAGGAAAAGGGGAGAAGAGGGAAGAUAGGAAAGUAGGCAGGCAGCUGCCUACCCCUCUGCUAUGGGGCUUUGAAAGUGACAGUUAACCCAGAAUGAGGGGGAGGGUGUAGCUCAGUGGUAGAGUGCAUGCUUAGCAUGCAUGAGGUCCUGGGUUCAAUCCCCAGUAACUCCAUAAAAAAAAAAAGAGCAAACCCAGAAUGAGCAAAGAAAGUUGAAUCAGAUAUUCCUUAGUUAAGUAUAUAUAUUUUUUAAAGUGUUCGGUCCAUGGGAUUGUUGCAAGGCGGAACAGAUACAUUGUUCUCCACAGGCAAUCCUAAUUCAUGAACAAUCUGAAGAAACUGUUAUAUUGCUGCCCAUUCGUGUGUGUGUGAGCAAACGCCAGGGUUCUGCAGAAAAAGCCUUAGAGCACAUGCUUCAAGGUCUCGAUAAGAAAUGUGUCCUCAUUCUCAUUCUCAUACACUUUUCAACACUCCCUACAGGUUAUUUUGCAAAUAUGUGGAAAUAGCAACCAGCAGCUAGUGUCAGUUUGGUGCCUGAAUGCAGCAGGUGCACCAAAUGAGCAGACUUCUCCCGGCAGUAACCCAGAUCUCCCAUGAACCCAAGUGAGAAAAGACAAACAUGUUCUCAUAAGCCCUCAAAGGUGGAAGCAGUAGAGCUGUUUCUGUAGCUGCCACCAAGGAGGGACGUCAGGGUCUGAGAGUCACAGCUGGAAGAGAAGAAACAGUGUGGAACGUGGGCGUGGGUAGGCAGGGAUUGUGCCCAAUUCCUCAGGGGCCAGGUGUCUGCACAGAAGGAGCCAAGUGGGGAGGAGCCAGGGUCCCCACCUGUCACAUGGGGAGGGGAAUGUGAUUGGCACAGACACCCUCACGGCACAGGUUCCCUGGGGAACCUGAUGGUCCUGCUCCAUUCUCAGCCCAAGUCAGCAGAGCUGGGAGGAUGACAAAGUCUCAAGAAGCCAACUUGAAAGUGUAAUUUUCAGAGUUUUCAGACCCCAUUUAAUAAAUCCCUCUGUAAACCCAAGUGCUACAGCACCAGUCUGGAUGUGUCUUCAGGGUGAGGUGGGCGCUGGGAGUUCAGGUGAUAUGCAUGUGAUUUGGAGACAUCUAGGCUUCCUGGAGCCUGUCAUCAGUUAAGGGCACCUGCUGGGUGUCUACUGAGUGCAUUAGAGACGUAGGUGAUUGCAAACUUACCUAGGUUAGCAAGUAAAGUUCUUCAACACUCUUAUUGCCGACCUGCCCCCCAAAAGAGGCUAGGAUGAGAUCAUUAAAUAGACCAGAGUCUUCAUCUCUGUCAGUAGACCAGGCAAGAAAGUGGCUCCUUCCUUACAAGCAGGUGAACACCACGUCUCCAUUUGAUUCUCAGCCCCAGACCCUACAACUACAUCCUUAUCUACUGCUAUCCCUGCGAAGAUGUAACGACCCCCAUCCUCAGUGGGACCCGAAGACCAGAAGGGCUGACCCUGUUGUAGCCUGCCUCCCUCCUCAGUCGGAGACACAGCAGAUGUUACGUGGAUGGAGAACAGAGCUAUUGGAGGGAGACCACCGGGCUGAAGAUCAUUAAAUCUGAUCUUAACAGGCUGAUUGACCUUGACCAAUGCCCUUCACCACUCUGGUUUCAGGUUCUUCUGUUAACUGGGAAUAACAGCACUUCUCUCGGGACUGGCGCAUUAAGUCUUGCAAGAAAAAUGGAGAAAGUGCUUUUCAGAAGACAAAUCACCCAACUUGGUGUGAGUGCGUGUUCCUCUUACUGUGGGGGCCUCAGUGGGAGGAAGCCCCAAAGUAAAGAAGCACUGAGGACACAUCGCCAAGGCUUGUCUCUAGGGCAAGGCCAAUGCAGGUCUCAACUCCAGACUCCAGGGCUUGAGGCUGGGGCUGGUGUAGACCCCAUCCUCCAGCUUAGACAGAACCAUCAUAACAGAUCCCCAGUCAUGAGGAGCCAUGUCCUGGGGGUCAUCCAGUAUUCCAAAAUCUCUCCCAUCCAUCCUAAAGGAAUUUUUUUUUUUUUUAGUUUUUAAAAUACCUUUACUGAGAUACAAUUUGAGUAUCAUAAAAUUCACCAAUUUAAAGUGUGUAAUAAAGUGUUCUUUGUUAGAUUCAUAUUCAAGUUCAUCACAGUCUAAGAUCACAAUAUCUUCAUCACCCCUAAAACAGUUUGUUACCCAUUAGCAAUUAUUCCCCCAUCCCACUUCACUCCUACCCUGACAACCACUAAUCUACUUUGUGUAUUUAUAGAUUUUCCUAUUCUGGACACUUCAUGGAAAUUGAAUCAUACAAUGUGUGGUCUUUUGAGACUUGCUUUGUUCACUUAGCAUAAUGUUGUCAAGGUACAUCCAUGUUGUAACAUGCAUCUUUAUGUUACUGCUUUCCAUGGCUGAAUAGAAUUCACUUAUAUGAAUACACUACUUGUGUUUAUCCAUUCAUCAGUUGAUAGGCAUUUGUGUUGUAUCCAUUAUGUGGCUAUUAUAAAUGAUGCUGCUAUGAACAUUUUCAUGUACAAGUUUUUAGGUGGACAUAUAUUUUCAUUUCAAGUGGCAUUGCUUUGAUCAAGUGGUAACUCAAUAUUCAACUUCUUGAGAAACUGCCAAACUGUAUACCAAAGGGGCUGCACCAUUUUACAUUACCAUCAACGGUGUGUGAGGGUUCUGAUUUCUCCACAUCCUCAUCAAUAUUUGGUAUCGUCUGAUUUUUUUUAUUAUAGUCACCCAUUAAUUAUUUUUUUAAUUAAUUAUGGUUUUGAUACACAUUUCCCUAAUGCCUAAUGGUUUUGAGCAACUUUUUAUGUGAUCAUUGUCCACUUAUAUAUCUUCUUUGACAAAUGACCAUUCAAGUGCUUUGCCUUUUUUUAAAUUGGGUUAAUUGGCUUUUUACUUCGAAUGUAAGAGUUUUUUAAAAAUAUAUUUUGGAUACUAGACUUUUACCAAGUAUAUUAUUUGAGAACAUUUUCUCCCAUUCUGUGAGUUGCCUUUUUACUUUCUUGAUAAAAUCCUUUGAAGCACAAAAGAUUUAGUUUUGGCGAAGUCCAAUUUAUCUAUUUUUUUUCUUUUGUUGCUUAUUCUUUUGUGGUCAAAUCUAAGAAACUGUUGUCUAACCAAAGGUUAUGAAGAUUUAUUCCUAUAUUUUCUUCUAAGAGUUUUAUAGUUUUAGUUCUUAAAUUGAGAAAUAUGAUUAAUUAUAAGGUAAUAUUUGUGUACGGCAUGAGACAGAAUCUAAUUUAAUUGUUUUACAUGUAUUUAUCCAUUUGUUUUGUCACCAUUUGUUGAGUUGAAUUGUCUUGGCAAAAAUUUAUAGACCAUAAAGGGUUUAUUUCUGGACUUGCAACUCUAUUCCACUGACCUGUGUGUCUAUCCUUCUAAUAUUACUACACUGUUUUGAUCCCUGUCACUUUGCAGUAAGUACGUUUUGAAACCAGGAAGCAUGAGCACCCUACUUUGUUCUUUUUCAAGAUCAUUUUGGCUAUUCAAGGUCUCUCAUGCUUCCAUAUGAAUUUUAGAAUCAGCUUAUCAAUUUCUGCAAGAAAGCAAGCUGGAGUUUUAAUAAGGAUUUUACUGACUGUGCAGAUCAAUUUUGAGAGUGCUCCCAUCUUCACAACGUUAAGUCUUCCAACUGAUGAAUAUGGGGUAUCUUUCCACUUAUUUAGAUCUUCUUUAAUUUCUUUCAAUAUUGUUUUACAGUUUCCAACGUGCAAUUUUAUUUUAUUUUAAGUGUUUUAUUCUUUCUCAUGUUUUUUUAAAGUGGAAUUAUUUUCCUUUUUUCCCCAGCUUUAUUGAGGUAUAAUUGACAAAUAAAAAUAUAUAUUUAAGUGUAUAAUGUGAUGAUUUGAUAUAUAUAUAUAUACAUUGUGAAAUGAUUUCCAGUCAAGUUAAUUAACAAAUGUAUCACCUGUCACCUCUUGUUAAAUUUUAUUUUCAAUUGCUAGUAUGUAGAAAGAUGAAUGGUUUUUGUGUAUUGAUCUUAUCUCUUGCAAACUUACUGAACAAAUUUAUUUACUUAUUUAUUUUUUUAUUUCAAUUAUAUAAUAUAGUUUAUCAGCUGUGGUUACUGUGUUUUACAUUAGAUCCUCAGACUUUACUCCUCUUAUAACUGAAAGUUUAUAUCCUUACCAACUUCUUCCUAUUUACCCCACCCCUCAGCCCCAAAUAUAAGUGACACUAUGCAGCAUUUGUCUUUUUCUAUGUGACAUUUUACUUACUAUAAUCCCCUCAAGGUCCAUUUAUGUUGUUGCAAAUGGCAAGAUUUCCUUCUUUCUCAUAAAUAAUAUUCCAUUUU